Messenger RNA from Babesia bovis T2Bo, 725 nucleotides. RefSeq names its product ubiquitin conjugating enzyme family protein. The record is from RefSeq and is a predicted model, not a curated record. The coding region runs from base 212 to 700 and encodes 162 amino acids. Lineage: Eukaryota; Apicomplexa; Aconoidasida; Piroplasmida; Babesiidae. Gene Ontology annotation, biological process: protein sumoylation. The transcript has 4 exons. Gene Ontology annotation, cellular component: nucleus. Gene Ontology annotation, molecular function: SUMO conjugating enzyme activity.
AAUUUCCUGUGUCUUAUUUGGUGUAGUUUCCAUCACUUUUGCAACUAGUAGCUAUACUAAUCCUCAUGUAAUCAUAAAUGUGUAACCAUUUUUGACCCGUCACAUUGUCGAUCCUUCAACUUCAAACAUAAAUAAUAAACUGGAUACACUUUCUUCUUAUUAUAAAGGCAUAACGUAGGCUGGUUUGAUGACUGCCAUUUAGCAAAAUUACAUGGAUACAAUCGCAAGGAAACGGCUCUCACAAGAGAGAGCAGACUGGAGGCGUGACCAUCCUAUAGGAUUCUCCGCAAAAUACGCACCAUUACCAGAUGGUAGUGGAUUUGAUAUUAUGAAAUGGAUUUGCCGAAUUCCGGGGAAAAAGGGGUCCAUGUGGGAAGGUGGUGAGUAUACCUUAACUAUGGAGUUUACCGACGACUACCCAAGCAAACCGCCCAAAUGUAAAUUCACACCUGUACUAUUUCAUCCAAAUGUAUACCCUUCAGGUACAGUAUGCUUAUCUAUACUAAGUGAAGAUAAGGAUUGGAAACCAUCUAUUACAAUCAAGCAAAUUCUCCUGGGCAUUCAGGAUUUAUUAGACAAUCCUAACCCUCUAUCACCUGCGCAGGCGGAACCAUACCUUUUAUUCGUGAAAAACCGCGAUGCCUACAACGCUAGAGUGCGUAAGCAAGCUUUAGAAAAUGUCCCAGCCGCAUUCAACUGAGUUUUCAAAGACCAUAAGACCCCUA